Molecule: messenger RNA, 2864 nt
Organism: Anopheles moucheti
Lineage: Eukaryota; Metazoa; Arthropoda; Insecta; Diptera; Culicidae
Gene: Srp72
Product: signal recognition particle subunit SRP72
Exons: 3
Coding region: 97-2199 (700 amino acids)
Biological process (GO): SRP-dependent cotranslational protein targeting to membrane
Cellular component (GO): signal recognition particle, endoplasmic reticulum targeting
Molecular function (GO): ribosome binding; protein binding; 7S RNA binding
Source: RefSeq, a predicted model, not a curated record
GAAAGCAACGACUGCUUCUGGGUGGAACUGGUAAGGUUUUCCUUCUUUCUACAUUGUGAAAAAGCCGACGAAAAGCGUGUUGUUAGGGUUGUUAACAUGUCGAAAAGUGAGACAAAAGAAAUAACUAUACGGCAACUGUACACAGAGCUGAACAAACACUGUUCGAGCGCCGAAUACGAUAAGGCACUGAAGGCUGCUAAUAAAAUUAUCGGUCUCGACGCGACCGAAUGGAAAGCGGCCAAAUGUAAGCUGGUCUGUCUGAUACAGAGCGGAAAGUUCGAAGAGGUGCUAAAAUUUAUCGAACGUGGCACAUCCAUUCCGGACACUACAUUCGAGAAGGCAUACAGCGAGUAUCGGCUAAACAGGGCUGAAGAUGCGUUUCGCACGAUUAAGUCUGGGUUACCAACCGGGGCGAGUGGCGGAGGCGUUGAGCAAUGGGCCGGAUUGUCGCCGAAUCUGAAGGAGCUGCUGGCACAGAUCUUUUACCGGUUGGAGCGCUUUGACGAAUGUUUCGAGCUGUACCGGAACAUCAUCAAGAAUACGCACGACGAUUACGAUGAUGAGCGUCGAACGAACAUGAGCGCAGUGGCCGCAAACCGAUGCAUCGUCGGUGGUAGUGUUGAUAAACAGCAACAGCUGGCUGCCAUGAAUCUGCCCGAGGACACGUACGAGCUGACGUACAAUGCGGCAUGUGCAUUGGCUGGUCGGAAGGAGUAUGGGGAAGCCGAGCGCAAGUUACGUACGAGCGAAAAGAUGUGCCGUGAUUCGCUCGAAGAGGACGGUGCGACCGAAGAAGACAUUAUUGACGAGAUCACCAUCAUCAAGGUGCAGCUGGCUUACUGCCUGCAGAUGCAGGGACGGGUAAAGGAAGCAUCGGCACUGUAUGCGGACGCGUUGCGUCACAAGACGAACGAUGCAGCGCUGACGGCGGUCGUCAGUAACAAUUUGGUCGUAAUCAACCGCGAUCAGAAUGUGUUCGAUUCGAAGAAAAAGAUGAAGGUGGCCACCUCCGAGCAGGCAGAACAGAAGCUUACCACCCGGCAAAGGAAGACGAUCGCGUUUAACAACUGCCUGCUGGCUUACUUUGCCAGUCCAGCGGAAUGUGGUUUGCUGGCGAGCCGGCUCGCAAACGCCCAUCCCGACCUUGAGUUCCAAUCGUUGUUGAUACGAGUGAGUCAGCUGGCACGCGAUAAGAAGUACCGGGAAGCGGUCGAACUGUUGGAGGGAUAUGCGCAACGAUUGCCCCGUGACCGGACGACCGAAGUACUGCAGGUGCGGUUUGCGAUCGUGCAGCUACAGCUGGUGGCAGGCAAUCGAAAGGCAGCGAUUGACACGCUCGAAUCGCUCGGGGAAGCUCGCUAUCAGCCGGGCGUCGUGUCGGCCCUGGUGACGUUGCACCUCGGGCUGGACAAUAAGCAGGCCGCCUCAGAGAUACUGAAAAGUGCAGUCGAGUGGUACAAGCGGCAGAAGAGCGCCACGAUUAGCGAUGGUGACCUGAGCGAUAUGUGGCGACAGGCGGCCAGCUUCCAUCUACGGGGCGGCGAACCGGAAACGGCCGCCAAAAGUCUCGAGGAGCUGUUACGAACCCAUCCGGAUGAUAUGAAGCUGCUGGCACAGCUGGUCAUUGCGUACGCCCAGUUCGAUCAGAAGCGUGCUCAGCAGGCAAGCAAACGGUUACCGGCACUGGAAACACUUACCACGGUAUCCGAGAUUGAUGCGCUCGAGGCAACGAACUGGAUGAUGAUAGCGAAGGCCGUCCGUCGCAAGCAAAAUCUGCCUGGUGGUGGUCGCAGCACCGGUGAUCAGUCUCCCGGUGCCGGCACACCGUCGGCGGAACAGCAGGCCGCAUCCCGCAAGCAAAAGCGCAAGAAGCGUAAGGGCAAACUGCCAAAGAACUACAUCAUCGGUGUGCUACCCGACCCGGAACGUUGGCUGCCGCGUUACGAACGUACCGGCUACCGGAAGAAGCGCGAUCGCCGCGUAAAGGAAGUCAUGAAGGGUAGCCAAGGAACCACUUCCGGACAGGCAGAUCAAUUCGACAUGACCAAGGCAUACAAUCAGACGAAGAACUCACCCGCGACACCUGGCUCUGGAGGGCCGGGGGGUGUUGCGCAGCUCGAACAGAUGGCCGCUGCUGCCGCUGCAACUCGCCAACUGCCUCGUAAAAGUCAGCACAAGAAGAAAAAGGGUAAACACUAGGAUGACAAAAAUAGGAGAAAAAGCGGCAGCAGUCCCAAAAAAUCGAUGGGGUAACAAUCUUUACACUGCCGACCGUUAGCAGAAUUCUGAACCGCAGUUCGGAAAUUGGAUUCAAUAAAACAUAGAGUAAGGUAAUACUAACAUCUAAACAUUUACACCGUUUUACAGGCAAGUUGCGAUCAAAUACCGUUGAAUGAGUGAUCUUUAUCAAGCGAUUUGGUAUCUCCUACAGUUCCAAAAAUCCAUCCAAUGCCACCAGGCUGUUGGGAUUAUCUUUUUAUCGAAAUGAGAUCUUUGUCAUUAAAAAACAGUUAAUUUAGCAACGAGUGAGGUGUGACUCGUAGCGAUCUUAAAUCAACGGAGGUUGAUCCUAACUGAUCCGAUAAACGGUACAUUAACAAUAUGUCUAGGAUGGGGAAGGAAGUGAAAUAUAUUGAAGCAUUGUUUUAAAUUUGCAUGUCCUGCAUUAUUUAUCAGUCACCAUUAGAGAAGUGUUGAUGAAGUAGAUCUAGAUAUAUCCGGAGCGGCUGAAAGCAAACGCGAUCACUGAGGGUGGCCAUUCGAUCCAAAUGUUGGGGUAUCUUGAACUGACAGUACGAUAGAUGGUGUCAAGUUCUAGGUGGAAAUUGUACACUAUCAAAUCAUGAUAACGGUAGAAAUUAUAA